Racocetra fulgida is the source of this 867-nucleotide messenger RNA. The record is from the annotation of a GenBank genome assembly. Lineage: Eukaryota; Fungi; Glomeromycota; Glomeromycetes; Diversisporales; Gigasporaceae.
AUGGCUUCAACGACAGGUGAUCGCACAAUUUCCAUUGAAAAUGGUGUAAGGAUUGCAGUGGAUCCUAAUGACAUGCCUGAUGAAGAAGAUAAAAACCAACCAAAAUUAACACUCAUGGAGGAGGUUCUACUGUUGGGUUUAAAAGACAAACAGGGAUACCUCUCGUUUUGGAACGACAACAUUUCUUACACUCUUAGGGGUUGUAUUCUUAUGGAGCUUGCUUUUCGUGGACGGAUAGCCAUGGUCAAGGAUUACAAUCGUCGUAAAGUUCCUCUUUCAGAAAGAUCUAUCGAAGUGAUUGACGAUAAGCAGACUAAUGAAGUUCUUCUAGAUGAGGCAUUAAAAAUGAUGAAGCAAAGUGAAACAAUGAGUGUAGGAAGUGAAACUUGGAAUGUAUUGAAAAUUGGAUACCAACUAAAACAAGUACGAGAACGUCUAGCGAAAGGUCUGGUAGACAAAGGCAUUCUAAGAACUGAAAAACGAAAUUUUUUGCUUUUCGAUAUGGCAACACAUCCCGUUAGUGACUCUUCUGCAAAAGAUGAAAUAGUGAAACGAGUCAUUAAAACUUUGACUCAUGUCAAUUCUUCCGCAACAUCAUUAGACCCAGAUAUACCUUUCGGUCAAUUACGCACUGUCGCAAUGGUAUGUGCUGCAUAUGCUGCAAACGUUUUGGAGAAUGCAUUGGUGCAAUUGUCUCAUGAGAUGAGAGAGAGAGCAUAUACAAAGGUUGAUGAAUUAUUAAGUGAAUAUUCAUCUUGGCCUUUUUCAAAAAAGGCAAAGGUAGACAUUCCAGAAGGAAAAGAUUUACAAAUAGAGGUGGUAGCAGCGGUCUUGAAUGUUUUCACAAAGAUGGAUAGUAUCUUGUAA